UCCAACCAUUCGAGAUCUAAGAUGGCGGACCGGCGGCGAAGGAGGAGGCGCGCGUCCCAGGACAGCGAGGACGACGACGAGUCCGGUUCGGGCUCGGACAGCGGGAAGUCCGGCUCCCCGACCACCAAGAACCGUGUGAGAGAACCCGAACCGCCGGAGGUGACAGCAACCCGACCAGAGCCGAAACCCGUAGUGGAGUCGGAGUGUGAGAGUGAAGAUGGUGUAGGUGAAGCUGUCCUCUCAGACUAUGACAGUGCUGAUCCGGAGGAAAACGGCUCCCAUUCAGAGGGAGUGGAGGAGGAAGAGGAGGCAGAGCAGUUCAGCGAUGAAGAAGCUCCAGCAGCACCAACCGAGCCCAAACCGUCCACCACAGCCGAAGGCCCCGCAACAGUAGAGGAAGUCGUGGAUGUGGAGGAGGUGCAGGAGGGGGUGGAGGAGGAGGAGGUGGAGGAGGUGGAGGAGGUAGAAGAGGAGGUAGAAGAGGAGGAAGAAGAGGAGGAAGAAGAGGAGGAUAAGAAUGAAGAGAAAGAGGAAGGAGGACAGAGUAAAGAGGAGAGCAAAGCCGAGGAGAAGGGCGACCUGGCCGGAGAGAGACAGAGCGGGGACGGGCAGGAGUCUACGGACGACCCAGAGACGAAGGCGGGAGGGAUACCUGGACAGAAGCUGGACGACGACGAGGACCGGAAGAACCCGGCCUACAUCCCGAGGAAGGGCCUGUUCUUCGAGCAUGACGUCAGGGGACACGCUCAGGAGGAGGAGAGGCCUAAAGGUCGGAACAGAAAGUUGUGGAAGGACGAGGGUCGCUGGGACCACGACAGGUUCAGGGAGGAGGAGCAGGCGCCCAAAAGCCGCGAGGAGCUCAUCGCCAUCUACGGCUACGACAUCAGGAACGGCGGCGGCUCCGGAGAGCGGCCGUACCGGCAACGCAGGCCGAGACAGAGUUUGUCUCCAGGCAGAGACAAGCGCUGGGGGGACGGAGGAGAGCGACCCGUCCGAUCCUGGCACAGCGGAGGAGGAGGCCGAGGAGGAGCUCCAACCUCUUCCACAUCCCCUUCCAAUCUUCCCCUCACUUCCAAUCAGCGGAGCAGCAACGCCUCCAGACAGCCUCCCCCCCGCAGCAGACCAUCCCAGCCCCAGCAGAAUCACAUGCAACAUCCGCCUCAGUCCCAGUACAGGAAUAAUGAAUUAUACGCACCUCACCCCAGAGAACGACCGGGCCCUAAAGCUCAGUGCGAGCCUACAGGAGACAGGGGAGUGGUCAUCAGGGGGGGACGUGGUGGUGGGAGGGCGCCCUCUGUGCUGGUUGAGGACAUUACAUUCAGCCAAGGAGGCUCGAAGGAAGCGGACCCCGGGGUUGUAACGACGUCACAGCAGGGUGGUUACCCGUCUGCGUCUCCGAGACGACAGCAGCAGGAACAACGAGGGAGUGGCGACAUGUCUUCCUCUUCCUCCGACCCCCCCCAACAGUCGGCACAGACCAAUCGGGAAGCUUCCCCCCCUGCAGAGCGGCCGGUGGAACGUAAAUCUUACUUGGCGGCCCGCAAGACUCGCUCUCGGCCCUCCGACCUGGGCAGUAAACAGCCGUCUGUGGAGGAUUCUGCAGCCAGAGUGAACUCUUCCUCCCCCGGAGACGUGGGGGGGAAGAGCUGGUCAGGGGAAGGUAACGGGCCCAGUCAGGUGGGAGGAGGUGGCGGGCCGGGGGAGCAGGUACAGGAAUUGGCUCGGCUCAGUCUGGUAGGACAGAGCUGGAGCCCCAACCCAACGUCGUACUUCCGCUCCGAAAUGAGGGGCCUCCCCACCAUGCACGUCCCGGGCAGCCCGCCUCAGUUCUCCAACAUCGAGGAGAUCAGUGUUGGCUCAAACAGGGCCAAGCGAUACUCGUCCCAACGUCAGAGGACCGUGCCGGAGCCGGCGCCGCCCAUGCACCUGGGCGUGAGGGAGGGACACUACUAUGAACCCAUGUCGUACCAGGGACCAAUAUAUGCCCACGGGGAUGGCCCCGCCCCCAUCCCGCCGCAGAGCAUGCUGGUCCAGCCUGAGAUGCACAUGCCCCACCCCGGUCUCCAUCCCCACCAAUCAGGCGGCCCGAUUGCUAACCCCGCCCUCUAUGGAGGCCCACCAGUUUCUCUGCCGCCGCUGCCAGGGCAACCUCAGCAGCUGCUGCCUCCGCCGUUUUACCCACCUCCGGGGGUCAUGACCUUCCCGUACCCCACCAUGUACCCGACUCAACAGGGUCAGGCCCAGGUGUACGGCGGCGUGACGUACUACGACACCAUGCAGCAGCAUGCCCAGCCCAAACCCUCGCCCCCCCGCCGCACCUCGCAGCCCGUCACCAUCAAGCCCCCCCCUCCGGAGUUACGCUUCGCCUCAGAGUGACACCACUCCCUCACUUCCCCCCCUCGCCAACCAGUCUCAGCCUCACUCCCAUCGGAACACUACAGAGCUACCAGCGCAGCGCCCCCCCCCCAGAUCUGGCGCCCUAGUCGACCGCCUACGCCUAUGCCAAAAAUCGGCCCUGCCAGUACAUACCAGAGGAGCCGGGUGGGGGGUCAGUGAGGAGCUGCGGUCCCCACCAACAUUCUUCUUCUUUUUUUAUCUGUAUGAUUUUUUUUUUCUUCGUUUUUUCCUCUUUGUUCCCUGUAGCAGCGAGGCAGACGGCUCUGUAACUCGGCAGCAGGUUUGAUCCCACCAACGUGUCUUUGAGCAACAACAAAGCUGAACCUGGAAAAGUAAAAAGAAAAUUCUCCAAAACCCUUUAGAAGCAUUUAACAUGACACAGUGACACGGACAGACUGUUGUUGUGAAAAGUAUUUUUGUUUGUUUUACGGUGAAGUGUCCUGUUGAGUCGGACUGAAGCGGCCAUAUAAACGGUUUCUUUUUUGUAUCAGUUUAUUCAGCUAGUCGGUUUAUUUGUGUCAUUUGAAAGUAAGCAGAGUUAAUGUGCGGAUGGAGAAUGGGUUGAGUCUGAGCGCAGACGACCCGGUGCUUCCUGUUACAGCUCACUUGAUAGUUUCUGAUGUUUCGUCCCUUCACACUGACGGGCAGUUCCUGUAUUAAAAGAUCCCUGCAUUUAUUACUAUAAAUGACUUUCUCAAAGUCAGAGGUUAUGUUAUUAAAGGUCAUAUAUUCAAUUUAACACGAUAUAAAACACAAAAGAAGCAGAUUUUAUUGUAAUAGUACAUGUUAAAUCAGCGUUUAGUACGAAACCUGUAAGGAAAGUGAUACAUAUUUUUGUUGGUGAUCUAUUUUUGAAUUCUGAUCGGGUUGCCCCUGUUUUAUGACCUGCAAGUUUUUUGUAAACAAUAUUAGCACCAGUAUUCUGCUUUAUUCUUUGCAUUACAAAAAGAUUAGAAGUUCAAAAUAAGAGUUCUCGAGAAUAAGGUUGUAUGUUAAAAAAUAGCGAAGGGGGCAGUGUAAAAAAAACAAAGAGAGAAAAAGUCUCACACGGUUUAAGUGAUACAUUUAGUAAACAUUCUGCUAAAUGUGACGUAACGUUCCAGGGAACAUUUACAUUGUUUUUCUCGUAAAUUAGAAAAAAAAUUCUAGUAAACUUUUGGGUCACUUGUUUAGUUUUGUCUCCAGAAAUAUACAUGUUUGUUUCCCACUUUAAUAUAAGACAACAGCUAGAUCCAACUCUUUUUUGCUAAAAAAAUACAAAUGUACGUGAAACAAGAACGUGACACAGAGACUGGAAGUUUGGAUCACAGUCGUGAUGGCUUCUAGAAACAUUCUGGCCAAACAUUUUUCCAUUGGCCACUACGUCAAAACCAUUUAGAUCAGACUUUAAAAGUUGGUCAUCUAUUCAUUAUUAUCCCCCUUAUCAACACAUAUUUAAAAAAUGUAUUUCCAGACGGCAGCUUUUUCAUCGAGCAGAGUGAAAGUGUAGUCCGUCUGACAGAAGCGUUAUGUUGCUGUAUAUAAAACAAUCUAAAUGUGUAUAUAGAGGCUUGAACAGAUAAAAUAGAGAAGUAAACAUAUUCUAAUAAAACUACUAGAUCUGAUUCAGAGCAAUCGGCAGGGACCUCGAAUGUUAACGGUGGAUUUAAUUUAGAGACGACAAAGGAGCUGUGGCUUCAGCUAUGAUUUGUAUGAUUACUUAUCCUUGUUUCAUUUUAAUACGGUUUCUUUUUUAUUGUUAGUAAAUGCAGGAAUGUCAUGAGGGUUUAGAAGUACACUGAGGAAACACUUUAUCUAACAAAGUAUUCAUCGUUUGUUUGUCCUGCAACAGAAAUACACUUUCGGAGAUGGAAGUAUAACCAGAAUUAAAGGGUAUUCCUCACCGUUUCUCAUCUUCCAGCUCUUUAUUUAGCAUUUAAGGUAAAGAAUGAUGUGUUUGUGGAUUGAUGUCAAAUUUAAAAGCAGGUUGUUUAAAAUAAAUGCAUGAUCAAAAUGAUUUCAAAGAAAAUGUUUUACAACAGGUUAAUAAAGAAGCACAUUUCGGCAAGGAAAAGUCCAACCGUUUCUAGAGAUGUUUCACAGUUUCCCUUAAUUAAGUUAAGCAGUUUUACUGCUUGAAAACUGACAAAGAAUUGAUAGAUUAUCAAAAUAUUACUUAAAAUAGAAUGUUUACCGAAACAACUUUGGCUCAGUGUCAAGCUAGACAUUUUACCAAAUCUUUGCAAUUUUUUCAUAAAAAAAUUGAAAAAUAUUUGACAGGAAUUAAGGUUAAUGUUGAACAAUAUUUCCACCAGUAUUCUGCUGUUUGACAGAACGCCUACAAAUCCUUAAAUGUGCUUUAAGAAAAAGAAAAAAUACUUAUGAGAAUAGAUUGAAAGUUACACAAAGUUCAGAGUAGAGAAAUCUAAAUGUCCACGGUUAAAGUUGUGAAUAUGAGAGACUGAUAUUCUCAAAUAUUGGGGGAAAGUAUAUGAGUGAUUUUUUUUUUGCAAAACUUUGUUUAUUUAGAACUCAUAAACUCAGGUAAUAUUCUCGUUUCUUUUAAUUAACUUUUUUUUUUCUUGCAAAUGUAACUCUUUAAUCUCUGAGAUAAUUCAAAUUUGCUUAAUAUAAGAGGAAUGCUAAUUUCAUUUUUUUUCUCCCUUUUUUUUUUCUUCUCACAUUUGUGAUUUUCUCUACAUGUAGGGUAAGGGUGAUCUCACUCAAGUAUUAUCGUACAUGUAUGCUUUUUUCUAUGGAAAUGUUCCCCUUUUUCAUUUGGAAUUCAAUGUAAUCCUUUAAUCUACAAGAAUAUUCAAAAGUUUUUUUCUCGGAAAGUUACAACUUUAUCCUCGGAGAACAUGAUUUUUCUUACUCGGAAAUGUGCUGCUUUUAUUUUCAGAUUCUUCGAAAUUGUUUUUCUCAAAAUGAUUCGGAGAUUCAGGGGUUUUUCCCCAAGAAAAUGGAAUUAUUUGAAUAUUUGACCAACCCAUACCCUUAUCAAGUCAUUAUUUGUUUCAGAUGUUUUUACUUUCCACAUUCAUAGUUGUAUUUCCUGGAGGGAUGGAGCGUGAACACGUGUUUUGGUGUGAUGCAUGACGCAUAUUCAAUCUGCCUUAUGAGAGGGAGAAAGUCGUUACUGACUCAUUCAUUUAUCAGUGGAUUAUAAAUGUUUUGGAUCGUAGAAACGUUAAGGGGAGGAUUCGUCUUGGUCCAGCCUUUGUCUUUCUUUCUCUCUUUCUACUUGAAUGUUCAAGUAGAAACUGGUUUGACUUCAUAUCCGUGGACUGAGCAAACUGUUGGCGGCCAUGUUUGUUUGUUUUAAUGUUACUGUUAAUUUGUUAAUGAAAACUGCAUCUGUGGUUUGUUUCUGUCUGUUGGUGGAGAACGAUGUUUUCCACACAGGAUCAAUAAAGAAAAUGAUUAACUAUAAAA
This is a messenger RNA of Gymnodraco acuticeps, 5811 nucleotides long. RefSeq names its product casc3 exon junction complex subunit (gene casc3). The record is from RefSeq and is a predicted model, not a curated record. Bases 22 to 2376 code for a protein of 784 amino acids. Lineage: Eukaryota; Metazoa; Chordata; Actinopteri; Perciformes; Bathydraconidae. The transcript is spliced from 13 exons. Gene Ontology annotation, cellular component: exon-exon junction complex. Gene Ontology annotation, biological process: mRNA processing. Gene Ontology annotation, molecular function: mRNA binding.